CAGAGGGUGCUGGAGGAGCGGGACAGGGCUGGCAGCGCCCGCAGCCCAACAUGCUCUUCUUUGCACACCGGCUGCCUGUGAGAGGGUGCUUGCUGCUCUGGCUGCUCCCAUCCAUGCUCAGAGCCCAGUCGAACGGGGAGGCGAGGCUCGGGUCCAUGCCGUGCCAGCAGAGCCCCACAAAGGUGUCUUGCAAAGGGGCUGGCCUGCACAAGUUUCCGAAGGAGCUUGGCCAAGGAAUUAGGUACCUCGAGCUCUCCAACAACUUCAUCCAAAACCUAUCGGACAGCUACAUGCCAGGCUUUGGGCAGCUUGAGUACCUGGACUUGAGCUUCAACCAGCUGGAAGCCCUGUCAGAUAGGACUCUGUCCCAGCUGCCCCAGCUGCGCUCUCUGCUGCUGGGAUCGAACCAUCUGGAUCGCAAUUACCAUGCAAACGGGCAGGCUCUUCGUCUGCUCAGGAAUAUAGAGGUGCUGGACCUGUCAGCAAAUAACCUGGAGAGCCACAUGGUGAGCUGGUACAUCAGGAACUUCACCACACUGAGGAUUCUGGAUCUCUCUGGGAACAAGAUGGUCAGGCUGCCGGCAGGGAUCUUCUGGAGCACACCCCAGCUGCGCGAGCUCGACCUCGGCAACAACUACAUCAUGGAAAUCGAGGAGGGAGUGUUUGAGGCUCUGGAAGAGCUGGAAGUGGUGAACUUGGCUUUGAAUUCCCUCUACUGCAUCUCUGGCUUCAGCCUCACACAGCUGCGAGUUUUAAAUCUCAGUCACAACGCCCUGGAGCUCUUCAUCUCGGAGGAGGGAGCAGAGCCCUACCUGCUUCAAGUGCUCGACUUGAGCUAUAACAGACUCCUCUAUUUUCCAGAGCUCCCCAAAGUCCAUUAUCUCACACACUUAAACCUCUCCAACAACCUUAUUGCUUCCCUGCUCCCAGGCUCACACCAACUGAGGGAGUUUGCACUUCCCUACGAGGAGAUGUUGAGGUUUAAUAGGACCUUGAGUACCGUGGCUGGUCUGACACAUGUAGCUGACUUGGAUCUCAGCAAUAACCAGCUGCAACUGUUCCCAUUCCCCUUCUUCCGCAGUCUGGGCUCCCUGCACAGCCUCAGCCUGGCCAGGAAUUGCCUCCAGGACAUAACCAUGGAGUUGCUCACCAGCAGCACGGAGCCCAGCAACCGCUCGGCCACACCUCUGGAGCAUGCCACCCUCUCCAUCCGCUCGCUGGACCUCCACGACAAUGCCCUCCGCGUGCUGCCACGCUGGUUUUUUGAUUCUCUGCCGCAGCUGGAAAGGAUCGAUCUGGGCUCCAACAGCCUCCAGCCUUGCGAGGGCCAGGGGAGCGACUGGCGCGCUCGCGUGCCAGCCCCAGGAGGCACCUGCACGCCCUUCUACAACGUGCCUCGCUUGAAGCAUCUGAGCCUUCACAACAACAACAUCACCAGGCUGCACCCCUACACCUUCAACCAGACCCGGCUGCUCUCCCUGGACCUGUCAGGGAACAAGGGCUUGUUGGUGGCUAAGGAGGCGCUGCGGGGACUGGAGUUCUCCCUGCAGAAACUCUCUCUGAGGGGCAACCAGAUGGACAACAGCAAGGCAGAGCUCCCCUGCCUGGACACACUCAAGGUCUUGGACCUCUCAGGCAAUAAUUUGAGCCUUUUGCCCACAGGGCUUUUCUGCUCCCCGCUGGAAAGCCUGGAUGUUCGCAAUAACAGCCUUCUGACAUUGGAGAAGCUGGCGCUCACGAGCUGGUCGCACAGCCUGAAGGACGUGUCCAUUGCUGGAAACCCCUUCAGCUGCUGCUCGCUGGCCUGGCUGGACACACUGCAGGCGGCCGGCGUGGGCGUGCGGGACCUGGACGAAGCCCUUUGUGCCUACCAGGAUGAGAGCAGGAACUUCUCCACCAAGAUAACCAGCAGUCCUCGGUGGCUUUGUCCACGUCCCAAGGGCACUGGCUUUCUGGCUCUGCUCGUGGUCAUACUGAGCCUUUUCUUUCUCAGCUUUGGGGUUUGCUGCCUUCUGAAGGACGGGCAGGAGUCACCAGGGUGUGCAGGACUUCGCAGCAACAAGGUGGGGGUCUUCCCCCACUGCCCCAAAAGAGAGGAGCCAGGCGAGGCGAAGCCAACAGACAGCAUCACCAAAGUAUAGCCCAGCCCUGGGCAGCAGGAACUGCAGUGCUCAGUCAGAACUCUAAUUCUUGUUAAUAAUACUAAUUAAUAUUAUUGUAUUUUUGGUCUCCACCCCUCACUGGUAUCCUGU
Cuculus canorus (common cuckoo) is the source of this 2252-nucleotide messenger RNA. RefSeq names its product transforming growth factor beta activator LRRC32. Gene Ontology annotation, molecular function: protein binding. Bases 51 to 2141 code for a protein of 696 amino acids. The transcript has 2 exons. The record is from RefSeq and is a predicted model, not a curated record. Lineage: Eukaryota; Metazoa; Chordata; Aves; Cuculiformes; Cuculidae.